This is a messenger RNA of Prunus persica (peach), 1835 nucleotides long. Its product is annotated as cytochrome P450 724B1. Gene Ontology annotation, molecular function: monooxygenase activity; oxidoreductase activity, acting on paired donors, with incorporation or reduction of molecular oxygen; iron ion binding. The record is from RefSeq and is a predicted model, not a curated record. Gene Ontology annotation, biological process: sterol metabolic process. Lineage: Eukaryota; Viridiplantae; Streptophyta; Magnoliopsida; Rosales; Rosaceae. Bases 161 to 1606 code for a protein of 481 amino acids. The transcript has 9 exons.
GACAGAUACUAUCGGAUUUGGUCAUUAAAUAAUUUCUAUAUAAAAUGUAAGACAGAGAAUCUGACUGGAAUGAAAAGUCCUAUAUAUAUAUGUAAGGUGUAAGGGGUUAGAGUCACAAGUCAAAUACUUUUGUUUAGAAAAAGAGAACAAAUCAAACAUCAUGGUUGGUUUAGCACCUAUUUUAUUUGCUCUCCUGCUAGGAGGGCUACCCAUAUUGUUGGCUUGUGUUCUUGUGCAAAAGUUCUCUGCAACACAUGAUCAUCAAAAUCCUGCUAAAAACUUGCCUCCUGGAAGCAUGGGUUGGCCUUGGCUUGGAGAGACCCUUGACUUCCUUAAGCCUCAUUAUACUUACUCUGUGGGAACCUUCUUGCAACAGCAUUGCUCUAGAUAUGGGAAGGUUUUUAAAUCGCAUCUAUUUGGUUCACCAACCAUAGUUUCAUGUGACCUUGAGCUCAACAUGUUUAUUCUUCAGAAUGAAGAGAAGCUAUUCCAAGCCAGCUACCCCAAGGCCAUCCAUGGCAUUCUUGGAAAGCAUUCGUUACUCACCAUAUCCGGAGAGCUUCAUAGAAAGCUUAGAAGCAUUGCUGUCAGCUUCAUUGCCAACUCUAAGUCGGCCCCCGAUUUCCUUCACUGGGUUCAGAAGCUGUCAAUCUCAAUGAUGGAUUCAUGGAAUGGCUGCAAACAAGUAUCCUUCUACAAACAAGCUAAAGCUUUUACACUGAGUCUUAUGGUGAAGCACCUUCUAAGUGUUAAACCAGAGGAGCCAGUAGCCUCGAGGAUAUUGCAAGACUUCGAAACCUACAUGACAGGCUUUGUUUCUCUACCAGUAAAUAUCCCUGGGACCUCUUAUGCCAAGGCUGUGAAGGCUAGAGUAAGGCUGUCUUCCACUGUCAAAGAGAUUAUGGAAGAAAGAAGAAAAGGGAAUGUUAAUAGAAACACAGAGGACUUCUUGGAUGUGAUAUUAUCAAAACAGAGCCUAAACGAUGAAGAAAUAGUGAGCAUUGUGUUGGACAUAAUGUUAGGAGGCUACGAGACAACCGCUACUCUUAUGUCCUUGAUUGUCUACUUUCUUGCCCAUGCGCCUAUUGCUUUCCGCAAGUUAAAGGAAGAACACCAGAGCAUAAGGCAAAACAAAAAAGAUGGGGAAUUUUUGAACUGGGAAGAUUACAAGAAAAUGGAUUUUUCCCACUAUGUUAUAUAUGAAGCUAUGAGAUGUGGGAAUGUAGUCAAAUUUGUGCACAGAAAAGCUCUUGUCGACGUGAAAUUUAAAGAGUUUGUCAUACCAUCAGGAUGGAAGGUUCUUCCAAUCUUUUCUGGGGCGCAUUUGGAUCAAGCUCUUCACGAAAAUCCCACGCAGUUUGAUCCUUGCAGAUGGGCAGAAGAUUUCAAAGAAAUGAGCAAAAAAGUGACAGUGUUUGGUGGUGGAGUGAGGCUCUGUCCGGGAGCAGAACUGGCUAAAGUAGUGAUUGCAUUCUUCCUUCAUCAUCUUGUCCUCAGUUAUAGAUGGAAAACAAAACCAGAUGAGUCUCCACUUGCUUACCCUUUCGUGCAAUUCCGGAGAGGCUUGCAAUUAGAGAUUGAGCCAGCUGAUGCAGCAGCUGCCUGAAACGACAAAGUAACUCCCACUUGCAAAUGAUCUUUCUCUUUAAUGGAUUCAUCUGAAUGUACAAGGAAAGAACAAAAAAGGUCAAUGCAAUAGUUGUAAAAUAAAUCCCACAAAACCAAAGGCAGGCAGGCAGGCACUAAUAAUAGCUUAAAGUCUAAUACAAACAAGGUUGUGAUUAUGUGAUUGAUCUUUCUUUUUAUGUAAUUUCAUUUCAUAUUAUUCAAUAAGA